Megalobrama amblycephala (Wuchang bream) is the source of this 1164-nucleotide messenger RNA. Its product is annotated as LITAF domain-containing protein-like. The record is from RefSeq and is a predicted model, not a curated record. The coding region runs from base 326 to 718 and encodes 130 amino acids. The transcript is spliced from 5 exons. Lineage: Eukaryota; Metazoa; Chordata; Actinopteri; Cypriniformes; Xenocyprididae. Gene Ontology annotation, molecular function: zinc ion binding.
AAUGUAUUUCAAAUUGAUAAAAAUUUUAAUAAGAUGCCUUAGUUUGGUUGCCAGUAUAAAAGUUCCUUUGAAGUUUAAGGAUUAUUAUACUCCGUUUUGGUUUAUGUUCAAUUGUUGAAUCGUCAUAAAGAGAUACAAAGAAGUCUUUCCGUGUGUAUGUGAUUCUGACAUGAAUAUGGGCUGGAAAGUUAAAUAAUAAUUUCUUGAUAGGUUGACUUUAGCACUUUUUAUUAUUAUACUUCUCAUCUGUUUAAAAUAUGGUUUAAAACAAAUACUUGGAACGCAUAAGGGUGGGGCAGACCUGCUGGACAAGCUAUCUUUAAAAAUGGAGAAAGGAUCCAAUCUCCCACCAUAUCCUGGUCCUCAGAUGAACCAAACCAACAUGCCUUACCAAAUACAACCUGUUGCAUACCAGCCUCAACCAGGGCCGGUGGCAUUCCAGUCUGCAUCAACACCUGUCACAGUGACGCAGGUGGUGAUCGUGCCACCGAGUUUAUCUGAUGUCCCGGGACAGAUGAAAUGCCCUCACUGCCAGCAGCAGAUUGUCACAGAGACCAGAUACAUCAACGGCCUGCUUACCUGGGCCAUCUGUGGAGGUCUUGGCAUCCUAUUGAUCUGGCCAUGUUGUCUGAUUCCAUUCUGUGUGGAUUCCUGCAAAGAUGUUGAACAUCGCUGUCCAAACUGCAAGAGUGUCGUCUAUCUGUACAAACGCAUGUAGCUCGCUUUAUAACAGAGAAAAUCCAGACUGAUUUUCGGAACACAGCAAUAUCCCCAGUGUUAAAUUAACAGCUCUCUGUGUUCAUAUGGGAACCACCAGCAGGGUGUUAAAGUAACAAUGAAGCAAUGGCCCUGGACAAACCCAGCCCAUGCAGCCCAUGAGUUCCACAGUGAAUGUUUUUGCUGGGGUUAGGGCCUUAAAUUGGAGUAAAUUAAUUAAUAAAUAAAACAAGGACAGUGAAAAAUAAUGAUGGAUAUUAUUGAAUUUACAACAAAUGCAGUUAAAAAAUGUAAUAUUGCACUUUUGUCACAUAGAAAUGCACUAUGGGAGUAAAGCACUGAUUUUUCACUGGGGAAUGGGAGAAUUUGACAGAAUUGUGUUUGUCUUUCCUGGAUAUCUAUAUACAUCUUUUAAUGUAAAAUAUUAAAGUAUGUUUUAAAUUUAAA